GUUACUAUUUUACAACCACCGGCUAAUACCAUAGAAACCUGUACAUCGAUCACAGAUCCUCAUUAUUCGUCUUUUGGAGGGUUUGUAAAGACUGACUUCUUGCCGAUUCUUUUUUCUUCAAUUUGUUUCUUUUCGUCUUGCCUUUUUUCGUUUUGUCUUUUUGUUUGUUAGUUUGUUUUGUUUUGUUUUGUUUUUGUUUGGUAUUCACUCGAUUCACGCAUGAUUCUUAAAUUUCAUAUAACUUUAAAGAUGGCUGCAAGGAAACGAACGGAAAGAAAAUAGAACAGACUGUGUGACAAGCUGUUAUUCCUUAACUGAAAUUAAGUAAAAAACUGAGACAAAAAGGCAAAAAAAAGCGCAAAAAAACCAAUAUAAAAAAGAAACAAAAAUGAACAGGAAGAACAAAUUCGUGGCAUAACAGAAGAAUAUAAGUGAACUAAAUUUCCCAAAAGGCACCCAAACAGAAUCCUAACAAAGAUGUGAAAAAUGAUUGAGACUCAAGUAAAGCUCAAUCAUUUUCCAAACAAUUCUCGACCCGUAGUUUUGCUGUCCUCAGAGGUAUGUAUUGUGGUAUGAUAAAGAUAACAUAAAUCCUGCACAGAACAUCAGGUAUAGAUAAAACAAAUAAUCAGCUGUCUUUGUGUGUACAUGUGUCCAGGUAUUUCAAUUUUAUGGGCCUUGGUGACUUUAUACUUUACAGGAAUACGGAAAGGAACUUUGAGGUAAGGAGUACACUGAUAAAUGUUUAGAAGAAUUAUUUUCACUUGUUACAUUGUAAUUGUUAUUCAUGCUUUCCAAAGAGCUGAAGGAUACAUGCGUUGUCAUUUUAACCAACCAGAGCUUUUGUUUUUUUUGUAAUUGGUUGCAAUUGGGUGGCAUUCUUGACGGUUGACGUUGAGUAAAGAAUUCGUUUUAACUUCAGACGGCUAUCUUGCAUGGAAAGCUGGCUUAUCGGAAUAGAAACAAAAAGUGUCACGGAGUUUUACAUAUUCUUUCGCUAUUUGUUAAUUGAGCACUAUCAAUAAUCAUGAGGACCUCAAGUUUUAUAAGAACAAACUGCUUUGAGAUGACUGAUUAAAAGAGGUUUUAAGUGUUUCAGGGGCAUAUAAUGAGAUUGGCACAGUGCAGGCCAGGCAAAUGUGAGAUAAAUCCAUCCACAAACUCUGUUGAAGCUGUUUAUAAUGUCAGCAAGUCUUUGACCUAAGAAUGUUGGGUCACAACUAGGGGGAAACUAGCUGCGAGUCGUACCACGCUUUUGCUAUUUGAGUCAAGGACUCUCGACCUGUCUUUUCCAGUAUUCUUUACGUUCUCUACUUAAAGAUAUCAUCUUCUCUCGUACUACUUACCUCUAAUAUCGCGUAAAAAACCUCUAAGAUACAUGCUUAUACAAAGAUAUUCACCAUCGGAACGUAUAAGUGGGCAUGUUGGUCUGGACUUCGAAUUUAGACAGCAAGUUCAUGCUAAACAAAUGCGAAUGGCUAGAUCAUAUUGAACUAACUUACUGAAAUACUUCAUCACAGUUAGCAAAUUGUAUGAAAAUUAUGAACUCCAUCAAAACUGUCACUUUUUAUAGGUUCAUACGAGGCAGUGGUCGUGUAACGGUAUAAAGCCGGAAGACCACCAGCCCGGACAGAGAAGAGUUAGUUGCAAUUGUGUGCAGUCCUUAGAGAUCACAAUGACGUGAUUGAGUUCAGCUGUUGCAACGAUUUUAUGCUUCGGGACGACACAACGCCUCUUACUGUCAAGAUACGAAGCAAGAAGUGCUUAUCUCCUGGAAUUUCCAUAAAAAAAGGUUAUACCCGGGAGCAGUAGCCGAUAUGAAGUAAGCAAAUGACUGUUAUAUAUAUAUUUAUAUAUUUUUUUCUCUUUUUUAAUAGUUAUUUAUAACUGAGUUGCUUCACGCGCUUCAUUAUUUAACAAAUAGAGAAGCCUUGACUGAGCUCUGUUCUGUUAUAAAGCACGCAGGAAGCGGCUAGAGCACGAAAGAAGUGUAGGGAGAAACACGAGACGUAGCAUUACUUUCAAUUUUCAAAACAAACUUUAUUUCCAAAGCGAACAACAGUGUCGUCAGCAUGCUCUAUACUCUCAUAAAGCACGCUACAAUAAGCCAAUCAGAAUCCUUGUUAGAAUGGUUCAAAUGAUCUGAUUGGCUGUACAAGACUAAAGCUGUCAAAAGUGUCAAACCAUCAAAGUUAACCUUCUGCGAUAGUUUACAAACUAAAAUAGUUCGGCAGGUCAAAUUUAACAGUUUUGCCGGAAGUUUUUAAGUCUCUAAGACAGAAUCUUGAAGUGAAAUGUUCAGUGAACUUCAGCCGAAUUAUGGCUCAUAAAAACACGCGAGUUUUUUCACAUGGCAAGGUAGAAAACAAACUGUUCAAGACGAGUGUUUUUUGAAUGAACGACAGCCGAAUUCACCGGAACAUGAAGAUCGUUCGGGAUGACAGCGCGGCAAAACUCGGCUGCAGUGACAGAUGUGACUUUCCACUCAACGCAUCGGAAAGGAUAUUAGAACAAGCUCUUAUUUUUCACUCGAAGGGCGGCCGAUGUAGUUUCUGAGGCUUGCUUUACUGUGAUGACCGGAGAUCGCCAUGAUGAGCGAGCCGCGAUGGACUUCAGCAUGAUCAUAUUCGCUUAGAAACCGUCAUGAUUAGAAUGAAUUUUCACAGUUAUGUCAGUUUGGUUAUAUUUUUCAUCACUUCUGUUUUGUUCUGUUUUGUUUUUGAACACUGAACUUUAUAUGCUAUCUGAAUAUUAGCUGUGUUUGAUUUUUAUUUCCGUACGUAAGCUUGCAAUCUAACUGAGCGUGAAUCAAUCUUUAAAACUCGGAAUGUCUAUUUUGUUUUUCCUUUGAGGAUUUUCGUAUCUGCUCACGUUUUAAUAACGUAAAUUACGGCGCCUGGUAUGUUUACAAACCUUUAUUUGAUUUUUCUACUACUUGCCGGCUCGCUUGGUCCGAAAUUUCACUUUCAAUAAUCGGAAUAAAGCUGAAAAGAAGUCCCGGAAAAGGUCGAACAUGGUACAAUUUGGCAGAUGGCGUGACAGCUUUAGCUCAGCUCUAUGCUCUAUACUCUCAUAGAGCACGCUCUUUGAACCAAUGACAGCGCGCGUUAUAUCCGAACUUUAUUAUAAAUUUCCAUAAAGCACGCGCCUAACAUCACACGAGUGCACUGUUGAGGUAUACUGCACGCAACCUACGUCAUCGAUACGAGCGUGCGCAAUUCACGAUACAUUUUCUAAUUAAAAGAAAUAAAAAAAAAUUGUUCCUUAAGCAUUACUGAGUUAUAUAAGCACUUGGGAGUUUUUAAGAACACUCAUGCUUCUCCGCACUUCUCUCGUGCUCUUAAAAAUUCCCGCGUGCAUGUAAAACUCAAUAAUGAACUCGGCGCGUUUUUUUUUUUCCUUUAGGAAAGCACGCAAGAAGCGGUUAGAGCACGAAAGAAGUGUAGGGAGAGUGUUUCUAAGUGCUUUACAACAGAACAGAGCACAGUCAAGGCUUCUCUAUUUGUUUUAUGAUAAAGAAUCGUUAAAUUUCCCCACGCAUUACUUUCAAUUUUUAAAACAAGUUUCAAUUCCAAAACGAAGAACAGUGUCAUCAGCAUGGUCUAUACUCACCUAAAGCACGCUACAAUAAGCCAAUCAGAAUCCUUGUUAUAAUAGUUCAAAUUAUGGGAUCGGCUGUAUAAGACUAAAAGUGCCAAAAAUAUCAAACCAUCAAUGUUCACAUUCUGAAAUAGUUUACAAACUUAAAUAGUUCAGCAGGUCGAAAUUAACACUUUUGCCUGAAGUUUUUAGUCUCUAAUACAGAAUCUGAAAGUGAAAUGUUUAGUGAAAUCCGACCGAACUUUGGCUCAUAAAAACACACAAGUUUUUUAAUAUGACAAUGAGAAAACAAACUUUUCAAGGCGAGUGUUUUAUGAGUGAACGACAGCCGAAUUCACCGGAACAUGAAGAUCGCUCGAGAUAACAGAGCCAUAAAACUCGGUUGCAGUGACUGAUGUGGCCUUCCGCUCAAUGUAAAGGAAAGGACAUCAGAGCUUAAUUGUUCACUCGAAGGGCGGCCGAUGGAAUUUCUGAGGCUUCCUUAAAGAGGAGCUUUUGUCAGCUCCUCAUAUCUUUCCUUUCAACUACAAAUUAAGUAUACUUUAAAAAUUUUAAUUUUUUCCUGUUAAGGUGCUUUUCCCAUCAGGAGCAAAGGUUGAAAUAGCAAGAAACUAUUGGGGACUUGAUGUUUCCCUUUUCACACCAAGGGCAAAGGACGUAAACAAUGAAAGAGGACUUUGUCUUCACAAUCCCGCUACAAUCGAUGCGGAAGGGAUGAAGGAAAGGUAAUUAUGUCUUAGAAGAAAAUCUAAGUAACGUCGAUCAUAUUGUUAAGUACGCAGAAAACGUCCGAACAUCGAUUUAUCAUUUGCACUGCUUAUGUCUUCUUAGCACAAUGACUUUUCGGGCUGUGUUCAAUUAUUUUCUAUAAAACCCACGAAGCUAGCUGUAUAGCUAGUCAGUACAUUAUGCUCGAAUGAUCCUCUCUUAUAAGAGCGCUCUUUAUUCAUGCGGGAUUUCCUAACGUUUUAAGCUAUUUUGACUUUGGUUUGUUUCUUCAAGCUGCCGGAGAUUAUCUGCCUUUUACUUUUCAGGCUGGAGGUCGGUGAAAGCUUUUUUGAUACACUUCCGGAUGACGUAAACGCAGGCUAUGUGGAAUAUGCCAGGGCAUGUUUGUGUCCCAUAGAUGGUCAAAACAGUCAAACUCAUUGCCAAAAUGUAUUUGAUGCCGCUUUUCCUACUCUACUGAACACAGCUAUGGAAGAUGCCUCGCCUACAGAGUUGUGUGAUCGACAGAAGAGGGAUAUUCACUACUCCGAUGAUGUCACAGAUGAAGAUUUACAGUUAUUUAAGCAUACACUUAACGCGCAUCAUCGUUUCAGGAGGGCAGUAGCUGACGACCAAAUUCCUAAAGAAAACGCCACACGUUAUUGUGCUGAGAGAAUAUCCGACACUAAGCUUGGUAAGCUCUGUGCGCAGUUUGGAGUGAAUGUACAGCAGCUAGUUGAGACAUGUUCGGCUGAUUUAGAGGUAAGGUAGAACGAAACAUUUCUGGUUAUCUUUUUACAUACAAAACAAAAAAUGAUAUCUGUGUACUUCAACUACACACCACCAAUCGGCAAUGAUUAUUCUCAAAAAGUCUAAUUGUCUGUAAUGAUGGUUCUUCCUUAUCAAAUUGUUGCCCAGCCAAAGAAGAGCUCUUGUAUCUGAAAAAUAGAUGUUAAUAAAUAGGUUCUGAGUGGAUCCAAAUCGUCAGAAGUUGCCCCGAUUUCGAUACCUUUAAACCACUGUUACUCUUUGACAAGAUGACUGGCUGGUUUAUCAAUUUUUCCAGAGGGGAUUUUAUAGCAAAACCUGCUCUUUCACUCUCUGCUGAUUUGUCCGUUUUGGAUUAGCUGUUAGCAAGGCAUAAAUAAGAGAAAGCUUGCGAUACACAUCGCAUGGGGAGAAGAAUAUCAUGGGUGACUUAGAAGCUCUUAUUAGUUGGUGAAUGACCAGAAGAAAAAACAGUUGUCAGCUCACCAUUAGAUUUAAAUUUUGGGAUAACUAAUCGUUAAUCCUCAAUGAAAAUAUGGAGUCAAUUUAUUCGAGGCUUUUAAAAUUGCUGUCAAUCCUUUAAAGUAAAACAGUGAUGGAGUAGAUUUUCUUUUCUUUUUCUUUAUUAUGUAAGAUUUUGUUUCAAUUCGAAUCAAGCUUAACAUGGGGGGUUUCUUUUCCCAAGCGUUUUUUUUUCUGUUUUUUUUUGCAUGAUUCAGUAUAUAGCUUUAAAUGGAAAAAAUAAUUAGUCACCGAUUGAUAGAGAAAUCCAGCCCUUUUUUUUACAUUAAGCAUAACCUCUGUUUGGUGAGAAAAUUAUGAUAGGCUUGUGAUUAUAAUGGAAAAUGACUGGUCUCUUCCCUUCAAAACUGAUUACAUAUAAUAAAGUGUUGAUGAUCAUAAAUGUAUGUAUAUCAAUUAUAUUACAUUCAUGGUUAUAAUGAUAAAAAUUAGGAUAACGACAACAGUAUAUUUACAAAAUACAUCAAAAAAUAUAUAAAAAUUAAUGCAUAAAUGCCCGUUUCCUUUCGCCACUUUCAAAUUACUGUAUUUUGCUGAACCCGGUUCAAUGAUUUUCUCAAUAAAAAUUUCAGCAAUAUUUCGCUGAAUUUUGUUGAAACUGGCUGAAUGAUUAUUGAAAAUUUAAAAAUAGGGGACAUCAUCCAAGUCUCUAAAGAUACAGGUAUUUAUUCUACAGCCUAUUUUUUUUUUUUUUCUUGUUUAAAAGUUUACAGGGGACCUUUCCUUUGCAAGUGGUAGUGUGGCAGUAUUAGUCGAACAGUGUGGAAUAUUGGGUGCCAAAAAUCUAUCCAUGCUUGCAAACAAAAGUAGCGAAGCAAAUCCCGUGGCUAAAGCUUUGGUUGAACAAGUCGCUGAGUUGCUGUGUCCAAAUGAUUGUACUCUAAACGGAGAAUGUGUUAAUGGCUCCUGCGUAUGUUACAAAGACUACACAGCUUCCGAUUGCUCGGUGUCCAUCUAUCAAUUACCUACAAUCUCCAGGUAGGCUGCUUAAAACACUUCCGUUUUCCUCAUUUCCAACUUAACAACGACCGGUUAAUGUUCAAUUAGUCAGUCCGUCACUCAUCAAUCAAACUGUCAAUCAAUCGCUCAAUCGAUAUAUCCUACCGAUUGACAGAACGGUCGAUUAUUUCUGCCCGCCAUAGUUCGACAGUUAAAGAUCAGUUAUUACCAGAAUCAACCAAAAAAAUAUCUGUAACCCCACAGAACUGCGACACAGAGUGCUUUCUUCUUUUCUCGUGGGUGUUUGGUGCUCUUUAGAAUUUCAAUAACAUCGAAUAUACGCUGCCACCGCUAGGUUGCAGGAGGACGGCUUAUGUGACAGGCGCAAACGACCAUGCAAGAAGGUUACAGUAUUUGGCAUUACAUGACUUGUCAUGUAAACGAAUUCAAGGUUAGCAAUUUUAACAUAUCACACAUUUCUCUAAUUUUUACACAGUAAAAUACGAAUUUUGGUCGGGCGACUUUUUGGCCUGAUUGCAAACUCUUGAAUGAAAGAGACAGACGACUCGCUUUUAUAUUCGUUUGUUCUCAUGAUCUCGUUUUCUUAUUGUGAUAAUGUGUUUGUUUGUUUGUUUUUGUUUUUUAUUUGUUUUCUUGUUUCAUUUAGUUUAUCUCUUCAGUCCAUAUUUUUGUGUUUACCGGAUGAACAUAGGUUGUUGAUAGCCCUUGGACGCCGAACAGUGCAGAACAGAGAUUCUCUGGUAAAAUGACAGACUUGGUACUUGUUGACUGUUAUUUACCACAGUCCCCGGUCACGCAAAAUUAUUUCUCAGACAUUGAUAGAGGGACUGCUGCCGCUGGCCUGAUGAUAUCUGUAUCUAACGAUGGUGAACACAAAAGCGUCAAAAAUCUCACCUUUUUAUCGUAUGAUUCAGCUUGCAUGACUUGUAACAUUUCUUCUGGAUGCUUCUUCAAGGCAAGUCUCUUUAAUUUAAGUUUAGAAAAUCAAAACGAAAUAAACCCGAGUAAAUUAUUUCUUAUUGUAAAUAAUAAGGGUUUAACUCUAAACGGUUUACAACUAAUGAAGCUGGGAGUCUGAAUCAUGAAGUGUUCCUGAUGGUUUUGAGGAAAUUAGCUUGAAUUUAAUGUUUACAGGUGAGCCAAGCUCUGCGUAUUUCCCAGUAUUUUUAAUUUAUCCAUUAGUAAUGUCAGGGUUUGGGAAAAAAUAGACAAAAGAGCAAAUUGAAAUUAAUAGCAAACAUUCCCUUGCUAGCUACGCGCAAAACUUUUUUUACAUAAUAUACUCCUGCUGAUGCCAAAGGCUGGCCUUCGCAGGUGGAUCUAGGGGCUCCAAGAUUUGCGUACUUUUGAUCUAGUUAUUGGUAGAUCGGUCCCCAUCUCACAUCAGAUCUAAACGCUCGUUCUUCGCAAUUAAUAUAUUCCAUAUAUCUUACACUGCAGGGGAACUCUUGCCUGAUAAAUGGUUAUUGCUUCGCCCCAGACGAGAAAAACCCUACCGACUGGUGCUACCAGUGUCUUCCUAAGGUCAACACAACCUCCUGGACGAAACGUCAAGGUAAUUCAAAUAAAGUUUUUUUUUCUUUUUACAUCUGCAAAUGAGAUUAGGAUAUUUAAAUUAAUAUCAAGUUUCUAGAUGCCUAUUAUGCCUUGCAAUAGCCCCCCUUCACCCCUCCCCUUGAAAAUAGUUGGUGUUUGCCAAGUUAUUAACUUUAGGAUUGUUCUUGAUUAUAAUGCUAAAGUUAUAAUCCUCAAAUUUACAGCAAAACUUUUGAUGUCACAACAGGCGUUGUUGCUAUUUGUCGUAAUUUUAAUCACCGUUAUCAUGAAAUAGUAUCAUUUGUCAACGAUAUAGUCCCUUCAGCCGUGAAUUGUGACGUUUCGUGCGUAUAAUUCUGGCGUCCUUCAGGCAAUGAGGUUGAUUGACUACGCCUUCGCAUGAUGCGGGUUCGCGCUCAAUCUUGAUUGGUAACUUUUCAACGGCUGUCAAUAAAACGUUUUGGGGGUGUGCUAUUUCGACUUUCCUCUGUCGUAUAACUGUGUGUGUGUGUGUUGUUAGUUUGUUUUUUGAUCAUGCAUAUCCAUGCUUCUGGAUUUCCUUCCACAACGAUGAAAUGUACUGUCGCAACAUCGAAAUUUACAUUUGAAGUGACCAGCUCGUGAAACUUACAACUUUGCUUCAUGAUUAUCUUGAUUCUCUUCAAGGUUUUCCUCAAUAGCUUCUAAUAAAAAGUGUUCACACCUUUAGCUAACCUUCCACCCACGUUUUCGCCCACCACCGAGUACUUCGCUGUAUCUGGAGAAGCCUUGCAACUGACCAUUGAUGUUGUGGACCCAGAGGGCAUGCCUGUUACAUUUUCACUAAUGCAAGGAAGCCCAACCAAAGCGUCGGUCGUCGACAAAGAUUUGAUUUGGAAUGCCACCAAUGAUACCUCGACUCAGUUUUUUCUCAAAGCAACAGACGCUUGUCAAGCCACAUCGUAUGCUAAUAUCAGUGUUUCCUUGGUUGUCUACCAGUGUCAGAAUAAUGGAACCUGUAUGCCCCACCCAAACAAGCCAAGAGGGUCAGGGUUUUAUGCGUGUAAUUGCAUGCCAGGGUUUACUGGGGAAAACUGUGAGACUAACAUCGACGAUUGCCGGUCCUUUCCAUGUAUUCGAGGUAGAGUUAUAAUUCCUUUUUACCAUGCCAUAGAAGGCAGUGAACACUUUUACUUUAGGAGACACUGUUUAGGGAUUUAAACCGCAAAAACGGAGCACUCAUCUACUAACUGGAAAUUUGCUUUUCUAACCCUAACCCUGCUGUACUAUCCUUUUCAAAGAUCAAAGCAGUGACCAGAAAGCUAAUCGCAUUCAGAAAGAGUUUGAUUACAGUGGAAAUGGAACGAUUCUGUGGCUUAGCCAGGGUAGAUCAGACGAACUCAAGACAGAAAUGUAUGAGUUUCAAUUAGCCACGCAAGAGUCAUGAUUUAUUUAUUCAAUCCACUCGAUAUAGAAAAAAUUUCAAAAAAAAGGAAUAUUUUCCCGUAUUAGAGUCCUAAACUAGGUAUAACAUCGAUAAAUAUCAAACGGAACUGAUACUAGGUAAGAGGCGUUAUUUUGUAGCAGGGCAUAAUCAGGAAUGUGAAAGGAGUGAUUUACGUUGAAUACGAUUUUACUGACACGACAAGUCUACUGUCCAUUAAUUUCAACAGACGCUAGGUACCUAAGGACUCUCCUUUUUCGUUUAAAUCGAUUUUUUGUGUAUUCAUUUUCUUUCUUAGGUCGGUGCAUCGAUGGAAUCAAUACUUACAGGUGUAUCUGUGACCCUGGAUAUGUUGGUCGCAAGUGUGACACCGAUUAUGAUGAUUGUAGUUCUUCUCCUUGUGCCCAUGGUUAGUAAUACAAAGUUGUACUCAGAUGCCCCGUUAUGGGCUUGAGUUUAAACUUUAGGCUUGCAGGUGACAAUGCUAUCCAGAGGAUGCAUAAGUGAAUCAUUUUUCACAUUUAGGCUCAACACCUUUUUGAAAAGAAAGUCAAAAGAUGGAUGAAAAGAACAAUAAUUUGUCAAAUACUUUUCAAUUGGUUUUGACAUGGAAAAAUUUUAUGAGCACAUAAGAUUUGUCAUGCUAAUAAGUGUGAAAACCAAGUGUAGACUGCGCGUAGAUUUUACCAUCAUGAACGUCUGAGUACAAACGGAGAUGUGUCUAGUUAUGACAAAACAUAAGUUUGCAGGAUGUUGAAUCGUGCGUUUUCACUAUCUAAUAGCACAUUAUCAUCUAAAAAUCUCUUCAUCAAAAUUGGUGCUGUCCUCCGGAUCAAAUUGCGAGCUUUGUUAUUAUUUCGCAGGAAAUUGCACGGACUACACCGGCGCAUACAGAUGUACUUGUGAUCCUGGAUACCGAGGGCUUAAUUGUACUGAGGAUAUUGAUGAAUGUGAGUCGUCACCCUGCGCAUUUGGUGAGUUAUCAAAAAUUUCUUUGAUUUUGUAUCACCCAUGUAAACAAACGGCAAGAUUUCCGUAAAACCCCUUUCCUUUGUUAUGCAUUCAAUCAUUUUAGGCAAGGGAUAAUAAACUGCAGUGUAUGAUCUUUUGGUAACAUGAUUUCGUGUGCAAUUUGGCGUCAAUAAGCGCAAGUAAUUUUAUAAAAGAUAGCAACAUUGCACGAGUCUGUAGGGCGUGUGCAAUUUACAUUCUUUCAAAAAUUUACAAGUGCUUAUUUACACCAAAUUGCAAGAGAAAUCAUCUUAUUGCUCAUUAUUAAUUUACUCUAAAAAACCUUCACAGCAAGUCAAGACACACGAAAUUCUGGCAGCGUUCGCUAUUAGCUAUUUGCACUCCGGUUACAACUUUGCAAUCGUAUUAAAGCUUUGUACUAGUUUUGCUUGAAAUAUGCAACCGUUUUCCAAUCAGAAGCGCGUACUUUUUUCAGGUAUAUAAUUAUUUGAUGAAAUAAAAACAAACAAUGGCAAAAAAAAUGGUUUACCUUGGGAAGUAAUGAUUUGUUAUGGAAUCGUCCGGGAUUCUAUGGAAAUUUUUCGAAACUAUAUGAAAAAAAAGAGACAAAAGCACGAAUCGAAAACUAAUGGACAAAACUUACUGCAGAGCAAUUUCUGUAAAGCUCACUAUUAUUCUAAAGCAAACACAAGGUCCCAAAAGUAAACAUCGUUUACGACAUUAUUUUUAUUUAAUCAACGAACAGCAAAUAAUGUAUAGGGUUAUUCGGUAACCUUGCCAUUGAUGCUUGUCCGUCCAAAUCAUCAUGACUAAUGUUUUUUGUCAUGAUUGGCUGAUUUUCCUUCACCAUAUACUGUAACAAGUAGCAAGAAACACAAUCCCAGCCAAUACUAAUUGGUUAUCAUAGGUAUUCAUUUUUCAUUUUUUUUUUACUUAUAGGAGCAUGCGUCGAUCACGUUAACAAAUACUCGUGUGUAUGUGAUGACGGUUACAAAGGAUACGACUGCGACGUUGAAAUCGACGAAUGCCUGCCGUCUCCUUGCAUUCGUGGUAAGUUUUAAGCGGCAAUUCUUAACAUUAUGAUGCGUUUUCAUUACUUUUCGAUGCUUCGGAGUCGAAUGCACUUUUUAAAAUAGAAGCUUUCAUCUCAUUUUCAAAUGGCUGGCUUGGUUGACGUCACAAGCAUCGAACCAAUUUCACGCGCUUCAGCCAAUGCAUCUUGCAUAGGGAUCUUGCGCAGGGUGAAUUCAUAGAAUUUCCCUACGCAGGAUACAUAUGCAUUUAGAUUCAUGUAUUGCCACGUGUUAAUUGAUCAGCCAAUAGCAAUCGGAUCCAGCGGAUCGAGAGAAAUUUAAAUUGUAGGCGGGUAACAAUGUAUCAAAGUAAAACUAAGAACUACUCAGAUCUUUCAUACUUAAUAGAGUGGUUUAGCAAGAGGACGGGAACGUCAUUUCAGAACGGCGCGCGCAGCAAAAAUGCCGAGAAAAAAACUGGGUCGAGAACGCCGUCGCGUUGUGUUGAAAAGUGACUUAGCAGUCGUUUCAACGAACCGUCCACGUUAUAUUUGUUCUUGAAUAUCCUAACCUUGGCUCUUUAGGAUCAUUAUCAGCUUUGAAUUUUCGGUUUCAUAGACCACUUGAAGGACAACGAAAUUAUCCUCUUUGAGAGUGUAACAAGCACAAACCGAGGAUAGCUUACUACAAGUGAGUUGUUAAUAUGAAUCCACAUGGGCGAUUAAACUUUGAAAUUAUUUCAUUCCAGUUAAGUCUCGAGUCUGAAGAUUCAUCUAUCAAAUUUUGAAGCCCACUAAAAUAUUUUUUUUUCUAUGAUUUAUAUCGCUGUCAUUUCGUUUCGUGCUUCUAGAUUUCAGCACUGCUCGUUUUUCUUCUGAUUUUAAUUGUAAAGUGUAAUUUGGAAUUGAAAUCGUCGCCGUUUUUACCCUUGUUUGCUGAAUAUUCUUCUCAAUCAUGACAGUACACCUAUUUUAAGCACCACCUUCUUAGAGUUGCAAUGCAUUUUGAACGGAGUUAUCAGGAGUUAUGGCGAAAACAUGUAGAGAUCAAGCGACCCAACGAUGGAGUUGUUUACAAUGAGUUCCCGUUGAACCAUGAACGAAUGAAAUGCACUCAAACUAGUCACCAACGAAACGGUUAGACUGAGGAAUCAGACUUCGUUCCUGUUUUGUUUUGUUUUUGUUUAAUUUAAUUUUUUUAACGAAUAAAUUCGUUCAAGACUGAAUCAAAUUAAUAGAUUUAGAAAGCCGUGUCGAAAUCAAUUUGAUUGUUAUUUUCUUUCGUAGAUGACUUUCUUGUCUAAGUUUUCACCGGCGCUGAUCAAAACUAAAGACAUAAAAAAGUGGAAACCCGAACUAUUCUCAAUUUUUUUUUAAUCUCUGAGUUCAAUUCGCAGAGCACUUUUUAAUCACAGUUAAAACGACAAUGACAACAAAUAACACUAAAAAAUGUAGCAGGUAACCUUCGUGUUCUUCCAUUUUGAUAAACUUCAACAUGAAGCAAGUUUAAUUUAUUGAUGAAUUAAUUCACGAUAAAAUUAACAGUACCCGUUCUUAGAGUUUUCAUACAUGGUUCAAGAAAUGUAUCAAAGAAAAGCCCUUACGUUGCUUAAAGCCACGCUCAAUUACAAAAGGUAACUGAGCCCUAAAAUCUUAGAUCGCUUGCUGACGAUCGUGUUUCCUUUCGGGAAUCCAGAAUAAAUGUAGCGGUAAAUUUUCACAAACUCACCGAAUAAAACAAAGAAAGGAACCUGGUUAUCCUGGAAAUGAGUUCUGAAAUCAUUCCAAACAGCAUUAUCUCGUUUAUAAGUGUACAAUUAACGCAAAUCCUAGGCGUUUUGAUCACGACGGGAAAACCAGCGAAAUGACGUCCUGAACUUGAUGGGGAGAACGGCAACGCUAACACCGGAAGUCGAAAUAGAGUCGUGUCCAGAUUAUCCGCGCGCUUUCCUGUUCUGAAAUGACGUUCCCGUCCUCUUGCUAAACCACUCUAAUAAAUGAUUAAGAGGAGUAACACGGACAUGAAGCUAGACGACCAUGCCUCGUACAGGUUGUUUCAAGUAUUCAUAGUCACCUCGAUACACUUUUUUUUGUCAGGGACUUGUAUUGACAAAAUCAACAAUUUUACCUGUAUAUGCCCAACCGGUUUUACUGGAGUUAGAUGCGAAGAGAACAUAGACGAUUGUGUUUCAGCUCCGUGCUUAAAUGGUACGAAAUCAUGUUUCACAUUAAUUGUCUCUUGAAUUUCAUGCACGAUUUGAUUUAGUAUCAAGUAUAAGAGCUAGCCCUUCAAACCAACAUUACUAAACUACUGAAAUAAUCACUGAGCACGAUAAAUAAACUUUAUUCCAUCUCUAUUACUUGAUCAUGAUCCAAAGAUUUUAAGAAUUCAGGAAGAGGAAACAAUUAUCUUCAUUUCAAAGAAGUGUUAUGUAUGCUCUAAAAAACACAUGAUAGUUUCCAUCUCUGCCAUUAAAAACCGCGCAAAAAAGUUGCUACUACCGCGGUUGGAGAUCGAACGACGGAGUUACAAAAACUUUAAAAUGUGCUAGAAAUUCGACUUUGGCCAACUUCGCUUUGAAAACGCCUCAGUAAUCCAGAAUCUCUCACGUAUGACAUUCCAGGAUUCCACUUAAAUUGCAGUAAUCAAAAGCGUGUGUUGUGAACCGCCUCCACAUUGGCUAAAAAUGUAGAAGAGAGCAGAAACAAACCAAACAUUUAUCAACAGAGUAACAGGUUGCACAUCUUAAGGCAAUAUCGAUUCGAUUAAUUUAUUUAUUUGUACGGAUGUUUACUCUUUAAAAUUUCAAAACACAUUCUGUUAUUAUUUCACACAUCCUUCUUAACUUACGGCACACUUCCUCAUUGGCUGCAGAUUCUCGCGUAGAUAAAUCGAGUAGUGCGCUAUUCGCUAGUUUGCAUUCCGCGAAAGCUUCGUCAAUCUGUUUCUGAAGUUUCUUCGCCGUAGACGGCUCUACUUUGUCCGCGCUGAGUGUGUGCGAAGCGCUUUGACAACUGUUUCAAAUAUGGCUCGCGCUGUUUCUCGUCUGAUCAUUGCUUGAUCAAAGAAUCGUUCCAUUUGCUCGCGUUCUUUGUUCGCCUUAUCCCUUUGUUCCGUUUCUGCGCGCGCUCUCAUUUGCACGUCCGCUAUGUGGUUAAUAAAGUUAAUCUUAGCUUUUGUCGCUUCGGUGAACUCCUCCUGGACUUUGUUGAUCCAUAUUUCGGCGGCUUCUAGCUCGGCGUCGUCUGAUAAAAGCAUCGCGUAGAGAUCGUGCUUUGUUUCCAGGACAUUCCAUGCUUCCAGGAAUUGAGCGUAGUUGUUUUCCACGAGUUCGUGAUUGCUGGCUGAUGAGAUGGACUUCAGGAGUUCGUUCCUUUUUCUGGUGAAUCUUGAUUUGGCGACGCGACGGACGUUCUUGGCUUCUUCUGCCAUCGCGCUGAUGAACGGGUUUCGAAAUACGGGGACCCAGCGAAAGUCGCGGACGUGAUAAUUAAUGAGAUAAGACGCGUAAGAUCCAUCCGCGAAGGCGAAAACAAGCGAUUCAUGGAGCUGGUAGGAAUCAUAGAAGACGGAUAUCGUGACCUUAAGAGACUUGGCUUGGAAGCAGAAAUAACCACAACGAGCUCAGUAAGCAUCAUAGAGAGAAAACUCCCGCCAGACGUACGCAAAGAAUGGGCUAAACUAUUAAGUUCUGACGACAGCACUGUGGACAAAACCAACAAGUUUCCGAGCCUGCUCAAAUUUUUUACUUACGCAAAACGCGCUAUCGAGUACGACGAUUCUGAUCUUCGCGCGCAGGGCCCAGCCAUAACGAAGGCAGUUGUCCAUUACGCCACAGCGGAUGAAAGACACGACAGCCGCAGCCAGAGAACUUACAGCAAGUGCGUCGUUCACGAAAACUCGAAUCAUCUUACCAAGGAUUGUAGAGUAUACCUCGAUAAAACAGUAAGCGAAAGACUAUCAACAUUGAAAGAAAAAGGUGCGUGUUUUUCCUGCCUCAGAACCGGUCACCGAUCACGCAAUUGCCGCUCUAAAAGGAUUGCGGCGUCAAUGAAUGUAAGAAGAAACAUCAUCCCACAUUACAUGAAGAAGAUCAGACAGAGACUCCAAGCGCAUCCGCAAUAUCCAGUGCAUGCAGCCAUGGGGGUAAUGAGACCUGCAUCCUCCAGUUGCAACAAAUAAAAACUUCUAGAGGACAUGCAAACGUCUUGUGGGACAACGCAUCAUCCAUUAGCCUCAUAACCCGCGACAAAGCACGGGAAGAAAGACUGCGCGGAACACCACUGGAAAUCUCUCUCGUGAAGGUGGGAGGGAAGGAAGAGAAGAUAAGUUCCAGAAAAUACAAAUUGCCGCUCAUUGACCUCAAGGGCGAAACGACGCUUGUGGAAGUUUGCGAAAUAGACAAAAUUACCACCGACAUUCAAAGUGUUAACAUGGAUAAGGCACUUGACGCUCUCAAGAUACAAAGGGGCGACGUGACUCGGCCGAAAGGCGCCGUUGACGUCCUCAUUGGGUAUGAUUACGCAGGCUUCCACCCGGUAAAAGAAAGAAAUGUCGAACACCUAAUGUUAUUGAAGAAUCGUUUUGGACGAUGUAUAGGCGGGACACACCCUUCCAUUCGGGAGAAUAACCACAAAUCAGCAUUCGACGCAUGUGCAAACCACCUAAAAGCAGUCAAAAUUGACGAUACAAUAUCGAGAGAUUAGGUGUUAGCUGCGCCGCGCUGCGGGAGGCUGCAAAUGCGGAAAAUGCGCUCCUGGAACCAGCGAUUACACUCUGAAAGAAGAAAGGGAGCUCCAUCUCAUCGAGAAAGGCCUUCAAUUUAACGAACAGGAAAAAUGCUGGAUCGCUGAAUAUCCCUGGAUUCGCGACCCACACGACCUGCCAGAUAACAAAAGAGCUGCCUUUGGAAGACUCUUAAGCACCGAGCGAAGAUUAUUGCGAAAUCCCGAACAUAGCAGAGUUUAUCAAAAUCAAGUUGAGGACAUGGUAGAACGAGGAGUAGCUAGGAAACUAAGCAAGCAAGAGCUCGAAACUUAUAAAGGCCCUAUCCACUACAUCUCCCACCACGAUGUUCUAAAGCCUGAUUCGAAAUCGACUCCAGUGAGAAUCGUCUUUAACAGCAGCGCGAACUAUAUGGGACACGUCCUUAACGAGUACUGGGCAAAGGGUCCCGAUCUGUUAAAUAAUCUUGUAGGAAUCCUCGUGCGAUUCAGAGAACACGAAAUGGAUUCAUCGGAGAUGUGAAAAGAUGUAUCACACCGUGAAGACCAAGAUCAUAGAGCAACACACGCAUCGUUUUCUAUGGCGCGACAUGAAACAAGCAGGGAUCCGGAUACGUACGUUAUACAAAGAGUUUCAUUUGGAGACAAACCCUCGGUACCAUAGCGACCGUAGCCAUGAGAAAGACAGCGGAACUAUCAAAGAGAAUUAUCCCAAGCCGCGAAUACCGUAAUAUCCAACUCGUACAUGGAUGACAUUGUAGACAGUGUACAUAGCGACGCACAAGCUAAGCAACUAACUAAUGAGAUUGAGGCAGUCCUAGUCAAGGGCGGAUUCAAGAUAAAGGGUUGGUUCUAUUCGAACGACAAAACAGCAAACGAAAUGGCUUUAGAACCCAACCAGCAAAAUUCAUCAACAGAGAAAGUACUCGGCGUCAUUUGGAGUACAGACAAGGAUCAAUUCCGGUUUAAAGUGGAAUAGACUUAACUCUGACGAAAGCCAAAGGACGCAUCAAAGAAAACCCAACUACUGGCGAAAUAACGAAGAGGAUUAUCCUCACAGAUAAACCGCGUGUAUGACCCUCUUGGUCUAGCAGCUCCCGUUACGGUCAGAGCGAAGAUUUUGAUGCGCCAGCUUUGGGCAACAGAAAAGAAACUCGGCUGGGACGACCCUGUCCCUGAGAAGCAAAAGGAUUAACUGGCUGGAAUUCUUCCAAGAUCUGCGCAAUUAUGGAUCAAGUUAUAUUUCCAAGAUGCCUCAAACCAUCAGGUGCACUCGGUCUGCCGACUCUUAUCAUAUUCAGUGACGGGUCAGACAACGCUUACGGAGCAUGCUUACAUCAGGUGGACAUUACCGGACAACAAAUUUGAAACUAGACUGAUCAUGUCAAAGAACCGACUCUCGCCAAAUAGGAAAUUAUCAAUCGAUCGAAUUGAACUUUGCGCGGCAGUCUUAAGCAAAAGGCUUAAAAACUUUCUGGACAAAGAAUCCCGCUACAAGUUUGCGAAAUACUACCACAUAGUCGAGGAUGAUCCAAAAGGAAUCUUACGGCUACAAUACAUUCGCGCUACUCGCAUCGGAGAGAUACAGGAAGGUACCAAUCCCCAAGACUGGUAAGUGAUAAAACAUCGCCGAUUGGAUAACACGAGGUAAGCGACCAAGCGAUAUCAAAGCGAAAGCGACUGGCAAAGGGACCUAGAUUUCUACAACUCCCGGAAUCAGAAGUCCAUCACCCAGAGUUACCAAUGAAAACGGCAUUAACAACACUUGCUGCAGAACAGGACUCGCUCGCGAGAAGAAUUGAUAUAAACAGACAAAGGUAUUAGCCAUGUAUGCAAGAGAACCAGUUAGUCUGAAGAAUGCGACAAAGACCCUGACGUCCGGACGAUAUUUCUAAAGCAGAAGGUUUUGGAUCAUUGACGCGCAAAGAAAAAUGCUUACAGACGUCAAAAAUCUAAAUAUAAGCGUUUGUGUCCAAAGCGCAGAGAAGAUGGAGUAAUAGUGGUUGGUCAUCGGACCGGCAAAUGGGUCUACUACGAUAAGAGAGAAGUGAUCCUCAUUCCUCGUGAGCAUCGUUUCUCCAAGCUUUAUGCGGAACAUAUACAUCGAAAAGGUCACCAUGGCGUGUUGCAAAAAAUUCGAUUACGAUUCUGGAAAUUCAUAACAUAGUAAAGUCCAUUAGAUACAACUGCGUCACUUUUGGACGAAAACCUUAAAUAUUUCCAGAAGAGAGAUAUGCCCUCACCACCCUGGCAAUACCUUUUCGGACGUUUAAAAUAGAACAAUCAAAUCUAGAAAAACGUCUGCUGCGCCCAUUGACAGAUAAGGUGUACGAAGCGAUCGGACAGAGCGUUGCGACAUUUCAGAACUGAGCGGAAUCCAGCGCCGAAUGAAAAAGUUGGUAUAUACAAGGGUCGAGGAUAUUCAACAAUCGAGCGACCUGUAUACAAAGCGUCUAAUCGUACUGGUUCCUUUCCACGAUGAUGAAGAUAACCCCGGAAAAAGGACAUUAAAUGAAACGAAUAACUUACGAAAUGUAAAUUAAGAAUUAGGUCAAUACCUUCGAAAUGUAAAUUAAGAAUUAGGGAGGCGUGGAGUGUUUCGGCCGCGACGAAAAUUAGAUACGUCAUAGCUACUUAAUUAGGUUAAUCACCGUUAAUAACAUUAGUACGACAAGCUUCCUCCCGAAGUCGACAUCUGAGGCCAUCGGGUAUGUAAAAUCUGUGGUUCGUUUUCUUUGAACUUUGUUCAUAUAACCUGAUAAACUGUUUGUAAUCAUAGGUUUCGAAAGACUCAUCAAUAAACAACAGAAAGUCCUUUGAAACGUGGCUAUUUUAUACCGUUAACGCUUCGGUCGAGGAAACACAUGUAACAUUUCGGAAGAGUCCACAAUUAAAUGUUUUGCAAAAAGGUGUUCUACUCCAUAUCUAAGAAAUGAAUUGGUUACAAACCAAAAUACCUUUGUUAAAUAUUUGGAUAGAAGAUUAUAGACUAGUCAAUUCUAGAAAAAACGUCUGCUCCCAUUGACAGAUCCGCGCCCAUAGUGUACACUGCGGAUCCAUUGAGAUCACAGAUCAGUGUAAUCGAUCCUAUCCUUUUUUUUCUAGGGACCUGCAUUGACCUAAUAAAUAACUACACGUGCAAUUGCUAUGCUGGCUUCACUGGAUCAAACUGCGAUAUCAAAAUAGAGAACUGUACCGAAGAUUCCUGUUACCCUAAUGUGACUUGCUUCAAAAACAGCGAGAUUAUAAGCUGUGGUCCAUGUCCGUUUGGGCUCACCGGCGAUGGAAAGAAUUGCAAAGGUAUAAAUUUCACAAUGAUAGAAUCCUUGCUCGCUACUUAAGAUCGGAUGGUUGGAGUGGAAACGUUCAUAAACAGUUCCUCCUUGUUCUGUUUCCCCUUUUUCGGAUUCCUUUUUUUUUAAUCAGUCUCACAAACAAGUAAAGAAAUAAAAAAUACAAUAAACUUUCUUCACUUUCAAGUGACAAAUGUAAGGUUAUAAUAAUAAUAAUAAUAAUAAUAAUAAUAAUAAUGAUAAAAUAAAGAUAAUAAUGAUAAUGAAAAAGGUGAUUGUGGUAUGCUUUAAUUUCGUAAAUGUUUAGACAUCAAUUACUGCGUCAGUCAUGAGUGUAGAAACAAUGGAUCGUGUGUAGAUGGCAUCAGCAAUUACUCAUGUAACUGUCUGGAUGGGUUUGCUGGAGAUCGUUGUGAGACUGGUAGGUUGAAUUAUCGAAUCAUGCGCUUCUAGUUGUCUGGAGUUUGACCUGUCUCCAGAUUUUCUCUGGGACUUUCACGUAUUUUUUAUAAUAGUUUAUAUAUUCUAUCUAACAGAACAGGUACAAAAUCGCUUACAUUGCUUGGUUUCUAUUGUUUGUUUGGUCCAAUGAGCACUUUGCUACACACUUUAAAUUCAACUUUGUACUUUUUAUAAAUCAGAACUGAAGAUGACAGAAGAACUCUUGAGACAUGUUUUAAAAAGAAAAACGUCGUGUACUUCCUUAAAUUCCAGACAUAUCUGGUGCUAUUCAGAUCAAAAUAUGAUUAAAGUAAAAGAAAAAAGAUACUUUGUAAAAUGACUUAUGACAAGGGGUUCAAACCAAACUUUUUGGGCCAGGAUCAAACGAAAACUUUUAAUAGCCCACCAUGUCUUUAACUUGGAACAGGUAGAUUAAUUGAGCCUAGAUUUGACUUGUGCUUGCAAGGUUCUGAUACCCACAAUUUGUCCAUCCCUUUCUGACUGUUAAUCCGGCUUUUGUCUUGACUUAUGAUUAUUACUACUGAUAACGCUAUUGCUGUCUCUAUUUAAAUCCAUCAAAGACGUAGAUGACUGCGUUAAUCACACGUGCGCUAAUGGUGGAUCAUGUGUAGAUGGUGUCAAUAACUACACGUGCAUUUGUGUGGCAGGAUUUACUGGAGAUCAUUGUGGUUCUGGUAUGCUGGUUUCGACCUCUUUGUUGUCUCUGCUUUAUCCUUAGUAUUUUCGAGCUUUACCCGAGUGUUUUACAAUAUCUUUGAAAUACUCAACGUUCGAAGAAUGAAUACAAGAAUAAACAUCAUUCUGAAAUAAACUAAUUCAUCAAUUCGUAUACACUAUUUUGCAUCCAUUGUUCAACUAUCUGUUUUUCGUUAAACAUUUCUCUGAAAACCCUUAUUGCCUAUAGACAUCGACGACUGCGUGAAUCAUACCUGCAAUGUCAUUGGUAGUUCGUGCUUGGACGGUGUUAACAACUACUCGUGUAACUGCCUGGAUGGAUUCACUGGAAGCCACUGUGAGACAAGUUAGUACUGAAAACAGACUAUAUUACAAAUCAUAGUCUUUGUUUUAAACGUGCUGGUUCCCAAUCUAACACUGAUUUUCUUUAAGAAAGUUAACCAUAUCUUAAUUCACUAGUUUUAUUAAUCGACAACGACUGCUGCGGCACGUACACAUGCGCAUCGUGUGUAAACGGUACCAACGACUUCUUACGCAGUUUCCAGUGUGGGUAUUGAAAAAAAAAUUUUAAAAAAAUUAAAAAAUUCGCGGCUAGCUUUGUGUUUGUUGACGAGGUUUCUCUCUAUAUAUACAUUUCUGUUUUCGAUUGUCAGACAUCUUGUUUCUGUAAGAUCUAGUUUGCAAUUAAAAGAGUCAUGACGUUUUCACAGUUUGGGCCCGGUGUAAACUGGAUAGUGUGUAGAUUGUUCACCAACCUUGGUAAGAACGGAUAUUUCAUAUCCAUUUGCAGACAUUGACGACUGUACGAAUCAUACUUGUAAUCCCAUUGGUGGUUCGUGCUUGGACGGUGUGAACAACUAUACGUGCAUUUGCCUAGCUGGUUUUACAGGAGAUCGAUGUGAGACGGGUUAGUAUUAAUGGCACCCUACUGUGGUUGAAAUAGUUCUUUACUGAGUAUUUGUGAAUAGCGGUUAAAUAAUUCUUCCCUAGAUGUAUCUUUUCAAGCUCAGUGACCUUUUUGGGACUUUCGAAUGACCUUUUUUUCACUUCUGCAAUGUAAUUCUUCCCUUUUUCUUAAGACGUUGAUGACUGUGUUAACCACGCAUGUGCUAAUGGUUCGACGUGCGUAGAUGGUAACAACAACUACUCGUGCAGUUGCCUUUCUGGGUUUACUGGAGAACGAUGUGAAUCUGGUAAGGUUUUCCAACGACUGAAAUAUUUUAUUUGGAAUGAAGUUGAUUUUCUUUCUUGACCAUGUGGCCGUGGCCCUGUUAUUUUGCUUGUUAAUGUCAUUACAACUCUCGUCAACUCAAGUUUGCAAUUUGAUGAUAAUGCUUUUUCUGCAUGUAAAAUCGUCAAUCACUCAAUCUUUCUACGAAAACUCGAACAUUACGGAAUACCUGGAGUAGCUGAUUUUUAGUUUCCUUUCAUCUGAAUGAUCAACAUCAAAAUACUUGAGUCGGCACUUAGGUAUCUAAGAAAAAGUUUUUUUCUCUGUGGUGUCUUAGGACCUUUACUGCUCUUGUUGUACAUAGUUGACAUCUAUACCUGUAACAAUAGGCAUUGUUUAGUUGUAGCCUCGUUUGAGUGUUAAAUUUAAAAAAGGACCGGUUUUGAAAGAAUAAAGCAGUUGAUGUAACACUUGAUGGGAGUUAUGAAACGAUUCCUUCGUAACUAAACAUGGUGUCAGGAGUGAGUACGGGAUAGACAGAAACUGUUCGAAAGAAACCUACAAUUCCGACGGACGGACAACAGGCAAGUGCAAAUGCGGGAACGACUGACAGGAUUACGUAGCUUAAACCUCCCGCUCAGUAAGACUUUGAUGCGACAAACUUGGCUGACAGUUGGAAAAGAUGGAAGCAAGAAUUAGAAUGGAUCUGGCAAUGAACGGCAGAGACAAAGCGACGAAAGUAAAGUUAUUUCUGUGUUUAAUCAGCAGUCGAGGAAGAGAAAUUUAUGAUACGUUGGCCUUCGAAAUUCCCGCGUCGGAAAGAACCUUAACGCAGGUUUUAGAAGCGUUCGACGGGCAUUGUAAUCCCAGAAAAAAUGAAACUGUUGAGAGGUUCAAGUUUUUCACCCGUAUUCAGGACCCGUGUGGAUCACAAGAAUAGUUCGUUACAGAUUUGAAGUUGUUGGCGACAACCUGUAACUUCGGUGAUCUUAAAGAUUCGUUGGUAAGAGACCGGAUGAUUUGUGGAAUCCAGGACCAGGAACUUCGAGAAGAAAUGCUUAAGAUCCCAGAUCUUGAUUUACAAAGAUGCCUCAGCAUUUGUGGAGCAGCCAUGUUGACGAAAACACGGCUAAAACUUGGGAAGAGGGCGAAGCAGUAAACUAAUGGAAGGACCAAACGAGGCGCAGCAAGGUAUCAGCUAACAAAAGCCAUGACAAGUCUGCGAACAAAAGGCGCUAAAAUGAUGAUCGGAACGCGAGAGAUUCCAGUCCUAAAGAAGUACUAAGAUGUAAAUUCUGUGGUGGAAAGCAUCCUGCUGCCAAGAAAAGUUGUUCAGCGUUCGGGAAGAGGUGUUCGGUCUGCGGAAGAAUGAAUCAUCCUCUUAGACGAGUACCUGUCGCGUUAAAGGGAAAGCUGUAACGAGAAUUGGAACGACUGCAGAGUCUCGGGAUUGGGUUUCGAGCCUCGUUAUCGUGCAAAAACCUAAUGGACAGAUUCGUGUUUGCCUGGACCCUAGGGACCUCAACAAAGUUCUUAGGAGGAGCCACUAUCCAACCCCGACAGUUGAAACAUUCUACCUGAGCCUACCAGGGCUAAAGUGUUCUCCACUGUGGACGCAAAGAACGGUUUCUGGCACGUUGACCUUGACGAUGACAGUUCACGCUUAACAACAUUAAAUUCUCCCUUUGGAAGAUUUUGCUGGCGUCGCCUGCCCUUUGGUCUUUGUGGAGGAGGAGUUUCAACGAAGGCUUAACCACGCACUCGACGGCCUGACAGGUGUAUUAACCAUUCAUGAUCCAGGAAUGAGCGGUGAAAUCAAGCAGUUUAUUGAAAUGUGUGAUGUCUGCAGGGCGUUUGACCGUAAGCUGCCUAAGGAGACUCUCAUUCCUCAUGAAGUGCCCGACCGGCCAUGGGCGAAAGUUGGAGUUGACUUGUUCACUUACAGGGGUCGGAACUAUCUCACUGGUGUUGAUUACUAUUCCUCUUUCUGGGAAAUCGAUUCCCUUGACAAAACUACUUCGGGGGCGAUAGUACAGAAGUUAAAGUUGCACUUUGCAAGGCAUCGAAUCACGGAGACGUGUGUAUCAGACAACGGUUCUCAGUUUACCUCGACUGAAUUUAAGGAAUUUAGCCGCCAGUGGAACUUUGUGCAUGUAACAAGUUCGCCAGCUUACCCGCAAAGCAACGGAAAGGUAGAAGCAGCUGUUAACUCCGCUAAAAAUGUUAUGAGGAAGUCAAGAAAAGCCAGAACAGAUCCAUACCUCGCUCUCCUCGAAUACAGAAACACGCCUAGUCAAGGAUUGGGCACCAGUCCAGCGCAGUGGUUGACGUCAAGGUUUACAAAAGCACAACUACCCAUCAUUCCUAGGCUUCUCAGGCCAGUUGUCCAGCCCAAGAUUUAUCAGAAGCUUCUCGCCAAGAAAGAAGGACAACUCCUUGCUUACAAUAGGGGGGCUAAGGAUCUGGGAGCACUCAGAAGUAGAGAUACAGUGCGACUCGUGCCGCCUGGAAAUCCGAGUAAAGAAGCUGUGAAAGCAAAGGUUGAAAGGUGUGUUGGAACUCGGUCCUUCGAGGCGGCUACCUAAGAUGGAUCCAGAUAUCGCCGAAAUCGCCGUCACCUGAGGAAAACAAAGGAGGCCUGUCGGAGUUCAAGACCUGCUUUGGUGGCUGAUGGAGGCGUUAGGCAAUCGGAUCAACAGUCGACAUCUUUACCUGAACAAGCACAGACUGGUCAUGAGCUCUCCGCGCAACCGUACCCAGUGGUCGAGUGGAUGCGACCAAUGGCCAUGCGAUGGCACCUCGGCAACCGGGGCCACUUGUUCAGCCUAGUGGGUUACCUGUGCAAGGCUCAACAAGGCGAUCAGGCAGAGUUUUUAAGAAGCCAGCUUAUUUAAGGGAUUAUGUAACCAGCGUCGAAACUUUCUACGUUCCACAAACUUUGAACUUUGUUUACCUUGUUGGUCUUUGUUUAAAUUGUUUUUUUUUUUUAUAAGGAAAAGGAUAUAACAAUAGACAUUGUUUAGUUGUAGCCCUCUCUGAGUGUUAAACUAAAAAGGACGGGUUUUUUUAAGAAUAAAGCAGUUGAUGUAACACUUGAUGGGAGUUAUGAAACGAUUCCUUCGUAACUGAACAAUAGCCUCUCUGAGAAAACUAGACUUUUUCUUAUUUGCUGAUAACACCAACCUGCUUUAUGCUGAUAAGAGUUUGAGAUCUCUUGAAGUAACAACUAACUAGGAGCUAAAGAAUGCGAGCAACUGGUGUGUAGAUCUCUAAAUAUCAAAAUAUAACUUUGAUAUAUUAAAACAGUAUCAAAAACGUGCUAAUUAUGAAGUUAACAUAGAUAUGUUUAACUACAGCGCCAAUUCCCCUGUCCCUCUGGAACGGAAAGAACACAUAAAAUACCUUGGUGUCCUAGUCGAUUUGAAUUUAUCUUUGACUCAACACAUUGCAUUUGUAACGUUGAAAAUUAGCGAGUCUUCAGACAUUUUAUCAAGAUUCAAAUUGUAUUGACAUUAUACCAAUCGCUUGUUUAACCUUUCUUAUCCAAUGGAGAAGUAAAGGGUAAGUUUCUAAAGAAACUGGUGCUACGUCGGUGGGAGAGUAUAUCAGGUAAUUUAGUGUUCAAAACGUAACUUGGCCACCUUGAAGAGUUUAAAGGCUGACGUUUCGAGGGUUAGCCCUUCGUCAAAGCGAUUGAGAAGAGAAGUAGUAGAGAAUUAGACUGAAGCCAAGCUGCCCGAUGAAAUUUGGAAAAGGUUUUGACUUUUCAAAAAUGUUCUCUCCGCGUAUUUGUCAAAUCCUUUAUAUUUCAUUUUGUGCCUUUAUUCAGUCUGUCAAUAAUUCUUCGUAUUAUUAUUAUUAAAAAACCGUUUAUUUAUGCAUGAUUUUGUUAAAGAUCAAACACCCCAUAAAACUGCAUUUGUGGGUAGGGAUUGUUAGAUAUGUAUUUCAAUUGCUAAAGUAAAUCAAUUUUGUUGUUGUUUGUUGUUGUUUGUUUUUGUUUGUUGUUUAACGUUUUUCAUUCGGCGAGGAUCUCCCCGAAAAUCUUUAUCAUGUGACGGGAAGUCUUCGUUUUGUAUUUUUGUUGAGUUUAUUGUUUCGACGAUAAUUUUCUGUGUUCCUAUUUAGUUAUUUAAACAGAAAAUGACAAGGGAAAAGUCACUAAAAGUAGCUUCUACAACGUUGACAAAUUCUUUUGUUUUGUUUUGUUUUUUUUUCAUUUUUUCAAGCUUCUUAAGACUUUCAUCUACAACGGGACAUGGUUACCUACUCUUCUUUCUGUCACAGAUUUUGAUGACUGUGUUAAUCAUACAUGUGCUCAUGGUGCGACGUGUGUAGAUGGUACCAACAACUACUCGUGUAAUUGCCUCGCUGGGUAUACCGGUGAACGAUGCGAAACUGGUAAGGUUUGGAUUGGAACAAGAGGGCUAUUCUGGAAGGUUGCUGUUGUCUUUUUAUUGUAACUUUUAGUUAAACUAUUUUUGUGUUUGGUUUUGACGAUCAAUAUAACUUUUUCGAAUAUUUACAAGUGCGAAAAAAAAAAUUGCAUAAGUCGUUAUCUUCCAUGAAUGUAAAUGCAUAGGUUGUUCAUGAACAUUCCUGAAGUUAGAGGAAGAUCUCAAUUUUUUGACGGGCAUGGUACAAAGUAAAAUAAUCAAUAGCGUGGCAAUGUACUGCAAACCAGAUAAUUAAAAAAUAUUGCUCACUUUAAUGGUAAAGCCAAAACGUUUCAGAAGUGUGUGGUUUUAAUCAGCAUAUUUGAUUAUUUUAUACAGCUGUUUGCAGAAAGGUUGCAUGCGACAACCUCGGGUCGAAUUUCCAACCAACACUUCUAUGAGUACAUCAGCCUUGAGUUCUCAAUCGACCAACAUUUCUGUAGGUACAUCAUCCUUGAGUUCUAAAUCAACCAAAAGUAGCGUAUUUUCCACGCAUCUGGUGACCAGUUCGCUCACAAAAUCCAGUGCUUUGCACCGAACACAAGCCACAUCCGCAGUCAAAGACUCCGUUAUGUCGUUUUCAGUGGUUGGAUAUAUUCCUACGAGCGAAUCCCGCGAAAAGACAACAACAUCUAAGCCGAAUACGGAAGACUAUGAAACCGGUACGUGCAUAUUGGUUGGUAAAAAUUGAUGUCGAAGGAGGAGUAAUCGCCGUAGAACUUAAACCUUUUUGUUUCCCCUUCUGUCCACGAGCGAGUUGUCAAUAAAACAUUCUUCCAAUGCGCAAUAUUUGACACUUAAAUUUUGUUUUUCAUGCCACAAGUUACAAGACUACAGGGAAAAGCUGAGAUUAAAAUUAAUUUGUUUUGUUAUCAAAAUCAAUCCACUUGACUUCUCUUCUAUAGUGGUUGCGGUUGAAAUACGUAUUGAAAGGACAUGGAAUGACGAACUAAGGGAUAAAGCCAGUCCAACCUAUAGAGAUCUAGCCUCCCUCAUUGAAAAUGAGGUAAGAAAUAAGUAAUGCUUGUAGAUAUUUUACUGCCCUUCAAAUGAAUCUUUUACAUUCACGUAUUGUUUCUCUUCAAAAUUAGCAUGAGAAGAAAUUUGAUUAAAUAAAAGUCACACUUGGAAGCCCUAAAAGUGUAACCAGGUGCAAGUCCUUGCUGAUACAUGACCUUACGUUAUUAGGGGCCUUUAAUAACCUUUAGAAAGCUUUCCACCCUUGAAAAAGCUGUCCCGCAAGAUAUUGAUGAAACGUCUUGAGAUCAUCUUUUUAAACUUACAGGUACAAAAACAGUAUUCUGGGCUCAAAAACUUUAUUGGAGUACAAAUUGUAGCAUUCAGGUAUGCAACCUUUAAAUUUAGUAGGUAAAUGAAUGAUGUUACCAUUGCACAAUGCAACUAUUAUAAUGAUCAGUACCUUUCAAUCCCACUUAUUUGAUACAGGCCCGGAAGUGUUGUGGUAGAAUUUAAGCUAUUAUUCAAGAACAAAGUUUCAGAUGACACAGCGGUUGCUCCGUUGAAAAAAGCCGUGCAAAACGGCACUCUUGGUCCUUUGCCUGUCAACCCGGAGUCGCUAAAAAUCAUCGACAGAAUCCAAGACGAAGGUAAUUUGAAGCCACUCUGUAGCAAAAAUAGUAUAUGUAACAGUCCCCUAGUAAUAGCAGUAGGAUCCAUAGAUGCGCGAACGGGAGUUGAUGAAAAUGUAGCGGCAGAAGCAGUAGCACCAUAUUUAGGAAUUACAAGAACGAUGGCAAUAUCAGUAGCACAAGAGCCGACGACAGUUUUAGCAAUAGCAAUGGUAGUAGCCGAGCAAUUGCAGUACAGAAUGUAGCAGUAGCAAAAAUAGUGGAUGUAGCAGCAGAAGCAGCAACGGAAGGAUUUUUAAGAUUAGCGCUACCAACAGCACCAGAAGUAUGGUGGUUUUAAUAGUAAGAGUACUAAACCCGUCCAAUGUUCUUCUUUCAGACCCAAAGAAGGAUGUAAAAGAAAAACUUCCUUACCCACUCAUCAUUGGUGCUUCUUGUGGUGGCAUAUUUGUCAUCGUGCUCGCCAGCAUUUGCCUCGUCCGCCACUGCCACCGUCAAGAGAGAAUUGAAAACCGGCGCGUUUCGAAAGGGAUGUCUCCUGAGGUUCCUCACCCAAGCCCACAUAAUUACGAGCUAAAAGAAACGCGUUCUAAGGAGGACAUUGUCAACUACGAGGAGUUAGGUGUCUGGAAAGACACUGGCAUGUACGAGAAGUUGCACUUUUCCAAUGGAGAAACUCGUUACCAAGAAUUAGGCAUCCAUAGUAUGGCUGCUGAUUAUCAGGAAAUCGGGAAACCGAAUGAUAGUGGCCACUAUCAGGAAAUCGGAAUGGCUUACGAACCUGAGCGCAAUCAGGAGAUUGGCACUCUCAAAAUAAUCGGGGAAAAAUGAACGACAAAAUUGGCAUAUUCUAAAGUUUGCUUAUACACGUUCUUUCUUAAAUAGAUUGCCUGCUCUCGAAUUAUAGAGGACUCGAUAUUCAUUGUCCCUUUGCUGUUAAAUAAAAACAAAAUACGAGUAAAAGAAAAACUCGUGUAAAAACGUAAUUGAAUCGAUUUUCCAAUUUUGCAGGACUACGUUUGAAAUUUUCAUUAAAAAAAAGGAAAACGGAAAAGAAGGCCGACAGAAAAAGGGAUCCAUAUCAUGAUUCCAAAACAAUGAAUUGAAUUACACAUUAUCUCUAAACACAGUUUGGGCAAAUCAGCUUUAAUUUCUGGCUCAAAUAUAUGUUGAUCAUUUCCAGGAUAACUUCACUUUUUCGCGCUUGGAAACUUAUUUCAUCCCUAUCCUAAUGUUGCCUGCAGAACAUCACUUUAUCGUUUGAAAAUGUUUCUUGAAUAGUAAGCAACGAGGACGUUAUAGGCAAAGAAAGCGUGGUCACACUAAUAUAAUAAAACAUUUGCAGGGUGUUUCUUGAAGUUUAGAAACUGGUUUGAGUUAUUUAGCAACAAACAGAGACGCAUACGCGCUUUAGAAUAACUGAAGAGUUCCAAAGAGUCUGAGAGGGGCUGAGUUGUUUGAGGGAUUCAAACUUCACUCUACUAUCAGUGCGUGCUUCAUUUGUUCAGAUGUCGCUAGGUGAAGACGACAUAAAUUGAAGUUGAUGUUAAGAUAAUAUAUCCGUUCAAUUUUCAGUUCUUGGAAAUGGAGAGUGGAAAUCAGUCAUGCGUUCACCGAGCAGGCUAAAAAUAGGACUAAUUCCGUCUCACCACGACGAAUUUUUUCAUUUUCCGUCCUUUAAGUCUAGCUAAAACGAGUAGUGCUAUUGCCACUAUUUAGAUCACUUUGCUUUUGUUAUUGUAUAGCCCAUGGGGUAAUAAGCGUUCGCGCCUGUUUUGAAGACUGCUGUUUUUUGAAGAAAGUCUCAUUUUUUAUAGAACACUUCUUUUAUCUUCGACAUUCCAGGUGCGAUAAACUGAUCAUGAUCAAUUUAAAGAAAAGGACAAGAAUAUUAAUGGAGAAAACACAGCAAUAAUAAGAUCGAUCGGUGAAUCAUGCACCCGAUUCGCUCAAUUGCCUUAAAAUACCAACGAUUAUAAAUCAUCAAAUAUUUUUGCGUGCGUACGAUUGGUCGAAGGGCAUCAGUAGAUCGAAUAAAACCAAUAAAAAUAAAAAUUAUAAAUAAAUUAAAAAAAUUGGAGAAUAUCCGAGGAUAUGCCUCGACUGACAUUUGCCAG
Messenger RNA from Pocillopora meandrina, 29969 nucleotides. NCBI's taxonomy places the organism in Eukaryota, Metazoa, Cnidaria, Anthozoa, Scleractinia, Pocilloporidae. The record is from the annotation of a GenBank genome assembly.